Exaiptasia diaphana is the source of this 1549-nucleotide messenger RNA. Its product is annotated as zinc finger protein 143. Lineage: Eukaryota; Metazoa; Cnidaria; Anthozoa; Actiniaria; Aiptasiidae. Gene Ontology annotation, cellular component: nucleus. The record is from RefSeq and is a predicted model, not a curated record.
CCAAGAACGAAAGGCCAGGCGAUCGAGCUGAGCGUCCUCUCGUGGCGCGGCGACCAAGGUACCUUCAUCCUGCCUUCGACCUUUAGUGAACCAGCCAGCAAACAUGUCUAGUGAAGAAGAAGCAACAGCAGCUAACGUGCUGUCCCAAAUGUCCCAAAUCCAACAGAUAAGUGCCUGCGAAACCAUUGAUGCUACAGUAGUUGUUGGACAUCAUUGUGAUGUAGAAACCACUUCUACACAAGAAAAUCAGGAAACCACAACAGUAGAAGUAUCUCCUGAAGUACUCCAACAAGUCCAGGCAGCAUUCCAGCAAGAAUUGCCACAGCUUGCUGCAACAGUAGGCUACACUGCUAUGAGUAAAGCUGAUGAUGUAACUCAUGCCGUGAUUCACGACCACCAUGUACAGGUCUUAAAUGAUGGCAUACAGUGCACCACAUGCACAAAACCAGGUGAUCGUCCAUACAAGUGUGAUACAUGUAGUAAAGAGUUCAACUACCUAACAACAUACAAACGUCACCUUAAUAUUCACAAAGGAGAGAAACCUUACGCCUGCACACAAUGUGAGAAGCGGUUUACCCGUCAAAACUACCUGACAAACCACAUGAACACACACGCGAAGAUCAACAAUCAAGAAUGUCAAACUGAUGGAGCAAUCGAUGCCGAUGACGACACUGACGAGCAAUCUCCUUCAGAAAAUAUUUCAAAGGUGUCAUUGGUCCGCGUUAAUACAGACGGGAAAACUGGACAACUCAAAAUAGAGGAUUCCAGCAAGCAAACAGCACCUAAAUCUACCGACACGUCCCUAUUACAACAAGUCACACAAGCUUUGGGAGAAAUUAUUCCUCAAAAUGUCAGCGCUGAGCUGUCAGACACCACAGGYGGCUCCCAUAUCGUGGUACAGGGUCAGACUGGUGGAGAGUUUAAGGUAACCCUGGCCCAACAGCUACUUAUAGCUCAGCAUAUACUGAAUCAAGCUCAGCGGUCUGGCAGUCAUGGUGAUGAUGAUUCCAGUUCAGUCACUACUGUUUCGUUACCCGAGAUCACCCCAGAACUUGCCGAGCAAAUCGUCAACCAAGUUGCUUUACAACACGUCGAGUCAAACACCGGCACCAAUGAGAAUGUGUUGUCGCAAGAUGACGUCCAAGUUAUUGAGGUAUCAAACGAUCCUACGUCAACCACGGACGAACAAGGACUGGGACGGCUUAUAACACAGGAACAAAUCACUGAUCAAGUCGCAAUACAAAGCAACCAAUCAGAGAUCGUAAUGGAGGAAAGUGAUGUUGUCAUAACAACUGUCAGUGGAUCARCACAAGACAGUGCGGUAUAUGUAGCUGUCGACCCAUCUCAGCCUGAUGUACAGCAACUAUUGGGAGAGAUCCAAGUUAUCCAGACAUCAAAAUAAACAGACUCACUGAUAUAGUGGAGGCGAAGGGAACUUGUAAGAACUAUGUAGACUUACAGUACCUUGUAUUGUACAUAUUCUAAAAACGACUACAAUUCCAGCGAAAAAUCAUCGUACUCGUGACGUCACUUCACAUGUGACUCAUAC